UCCCAGAUGCAAACCCAAGUACAGCAAGUGGGAAUCGUACCGACGCAGGCCAUGGCGACUGGACCAACGGCAGAUCCGGAGAAGCGCAAACUGAUCCAGCAGCAGUUGGUUUUGCUGCUUCACGCUCACAAAUGUCAGAGGCGGGAGCAGGCGAACGGAGAGGUGCGGGCCUGCGCUCUCCCGCACUGUCGAACCAUGAAAAACGUCCUCAACCACAUGACACACUGUCAAGCUGGGAAGGCCUGUCAAGUUGCUCAUUGUGCAUCUUCGAGACAAAUCAUUUCCCAUUGGAAGAAUUGUACUCGGCACGACUGUCCUGUGUGCCUUCCUUUGAAAAAUGCCAGUGACAAAAGAAAUCAACAGCCCCUUCUAGGGUCUCCAGCUGGUGGCAUCCAAAAUUCCAUUGGUUCUGUUGGCACAGGCCAGCAGAAUACUCCAUCGCUAAGUAAUCCUAAUCCGAUUGACCCCAGCUCCAUGCAACGAGCCUACGCCGCUCUUGGACUGCCAUAUGGCAACCAGCCGCAAACACAGUUGCAGCCCCAGGUGCAGGGCCAACAGCCGGCACAGCCUCAGGCUCACCAGCAAAUGAGGACCAUUAAUGCACUGGGAGCCAACCAGAUGAACCUUCCUGCAGGAGGAAUAACAACAGACCAGCAAGCUAGUCUGAUUUCUGAAACUGCUCUUCCAACAUCCCUUGGGACAAAUAACCCACUCAUGAAUGAUGGCACAAAUUCUGGCAAUGUUGGAAACCUCAGCUCAAUGCCAACGGCUGCUCCUCCUUCUAGUACCGGGGUAAGGAAAGCAUGGCAUGAACAUGUCACUCAGGACCUGCGCAAUCAUUUAGUGCAUAAACUAGUCCAAGCCAUCUUCCCCACUCCUGAUCCAGCAGCACUGAAGGAUCGCCGCAUGGAGAACUUGGUGGCUUAUGCCAGGAAAGUGGAAGGAGAUAUGUAUGAAUCUGCUAACAGUAGGGAUGAAUACUAUCAUUUAUUAGCAGAGAAAAUCUAUAAGAUACAAAAGGAGCUAGAAGAGAAACGGAGGUCUCGUCUACAUAAACAAGGGAUGCUGGGGAAUCAGCCAGCCUUACAGACCCCAGGGCCUCAGCCCCCUGGUAUCCCACAGGUGGCUGCUGCCAUGGGCCAGGCACAGCCCGUGAGGCCGCCCAAUGGGCCUAUGUCCAUGCCAACUGUGCCUAUAAGUCGUAUGCAGGUUUCUCAAGGAAUGAAUCAGUUUAACCCCAUGUCCAUAGGGAAUGUACAGAUGCCACAAGCGCCCAUGGGACCCCGUGCAGCUUCUCCAAUGAACCAUCCUGUGCAAAUGAACAACAUGGGCGCCGUUCCUGCGAUGGCAAUGUCUCCUUCCCGAAUGCCUCAGCCGCAGAACAUGAUGGGAGCUCAUGCCAACAACAUGAUGGGGCAGGCUCCUACCCAGAACCAGUUCCUGCCCCAGAAUCAGUUCCCAGCAUCUACUGGGGCUAUGAAUGUGAACAACGUGGGCAUGGGUCAGUCAACAGCUCAGGCCGGGGUGGCACAGCAGGGGCAGGUUCCCAGUGCUGCUCUUCCUAACUCCAUGAACAUGCUUGGACCGCAGAGUGGGCAGUUACCAUGUCCACCAGUGACCCAGCCACCUCUACAUCAGACUACACCUCCGGUGUCCACUGCUGCUGGCAUGCCGCCUAUUCAGCACCAAACGCCAACUGGAAUGACUCCUCCUCAGCCAGCAGCACCCACGCAGCCAUCGACGCCGGUCUCAUCAUCAGGACAAACACCAACGCCGACACCGGGUUCUGUUCCAAACGCGACACAGACACAAAGCACGCCGACGGGGCAGACUGCGGCACAGGCGCAAGUCACACCGCAACCACAGACCCCGGUUCAACCCCAGUCUGUGCCAACCCCGCAGCCAUCUCAGCAACAGCCAACAUCUGUGCAGGCACAGCCACCUGGCACUCCACUAUCCCAGGCAGCAGCUAGUAUUGAUAACAGGGUCCCCACCCCUGCCUCAGUUGCUAGUGCUGAUACGAAUUCCCAGCAACUAGGACCAGAUGCACCAAUGCUAGAAAGCAAAUCAGAAGUUAAAACUGAAGAAACUGAGCCAGAGACUAGUGAGACACAAGUGGAAGCUAAGACUGAGGUGGAGGAGGAUUUACAAGGAUCUUCACAAACAAAAGAAGAAUCAGAGGGAACAGAACUGAAACAAGAACCAAUGGAAAUAGAAGAAAAAAAGCCUGAAAUAAAAGUAGAUGCUAAAGAGGAAGAGGAGAGUGGCACUAAUGGAACCACUUCACAGUCCACAUCGCCAUCUCAGCCCCGCAAAAAAAUUUUCAAACCUGAGGAGCUGCGCCAGGCUCUCAUGCCUACCCUUGAAGCUUUGUACCGACAGGACCCAGAGUCUCUACCUUUUAGACAGCCCGUGGAUCCUCAGCUUUUAGGGAUUCCGGACUACUUUGACAUUGUGAAGAAUCCUAUGGAUCUUUCCACCAUUAAGCGUAAAUUGGAUACUGGGCAGUACCAAGAGCCCUGGCAGUAUGUGGAUGACGUUUGGCUAAUGUUUAACAACGCCUGGCUUUACAAUCGCAAGACUUCCAGGGUCUAUAAGUUUUGCACUAAACUCGCGGAGGUGUUUGAACAAGAAAUUGAUCCUGUUAUGCAGUCGCUUGGCUACUGUUGUGGGCGCAAGUAUGAGUUUUCUCCACAGACCUUGUGUUGCUACGGCAAGCAGUUGUGUACUAUUCCUCGUGAUGCUGCCUACUACAGUUACCAGAAUAGGUAUCACUUCUGUGAGAAGUGUUUCACUGAAAUCCAGGGGGAGAAUGUCACCCUGGGUGAUGACCCUUCCCAGCCUCAAACAACCAUCUCAAAGGAUCAGUUUGAAAAGAAGAAAAAUGAUACACUAGAUCCAGAGCCGUUUGUUGACUGCAAAGAGUGUGGUCGGAAGAUGCACCAGAUUUGUGUAUUACAUUAUGAUAUUAUUUGGCCUUCAGGGUUUGUCUGUGAUAAUUGUCUGAAGAAAACUGGUAGAACACGCAAAGAAAACAAAUUCAGUGCUAAAAGGCUACAGACUACGCGUUUAGGAAACCAUUUGGAAGAUAGAGUAAAUAAAUUUUUGCGGCGACAGAAUCAUCCUGAAGCUGGAGAGGUCUUUGUCAGAGUAGUAGCAAGUUCAGAUAAGACAGUAGAAGUUAAACCGGGAAUGAAAUCCAGAUUUGUGGAUUCUGGUGAGAUGUCAGAAUCUUUCCCUUACCGUACCAAAGCUCUGUUUGCGUUUGAGGAGAUAGACGGAGUAGAUGUGUGCUUCUUCGGCAUGCACGUACAGGAGUAUGGCUCGGAUUGUCCCCCGCCAAAUACAAGGCGUGUGUACAUAUCGUAUCUAGAUAGUAUUCAUUUCUUCCGCCCCCGUUGUCUCCGAACUGCAGUUUAUCAUGAAAUCCUCAUUGGAUAUCUGGAGUACGUGAAGAAACUUGGGUAUGUGACAGGACACAUCUGGGCCUGUCCCCCAAGCGAAGGAGAUGACUAUAUUUUUCAUUGCCAUCCACCUGAUCAGAAAAUACCCAAACCCAAACGCCUGCAAGAAUGGUAUAAGAAGAUGCUGGACAAGGCAUUUGCUGAGAGAAUCAUUCAUGACUACAAGGACAUCUUCAAACAAGCGACUGAGGACAGGCUGACAAGUGCCAAGGAGCUGCCUUACUUUGAAGGUGAUUUCUGGCCCAAUGUGCUGGAAGAAAGCAUUAAGGAGUUAGAGCAGGAGGAGGAGGAAAGGAAAAAAGAAGAAAGCACUGCAGCUAGUGAAACGACAGAGGGAAGCCAGGGCGACAGUAAAAAUGCCAAGAAAAAGAACAACAAAAAAACCAACAAGAAUAAGAGCAGCAUCAGCAGAGCUAACAAGAAGAAACCCAGCAUGCCAAACGUGUCCAAUGAUCUGUCUCAGAAGCUGUACGCCACUAUGGAGAAGCAUAAAGAGGUCUUUUUUGUGAUUCAUUUACAUGCUGGGCCUGUAAUUAACACUCUGCCUCCCAUCGUGGACCCUGAUCCAUUACUUAGCUGUGAUUUGAUGGACGGGCGAGAUGCCUUCCUCACUUUAGCCAGAGAUAAGCACUGGGAGUUCUCCUCACUACGCCGAUCCAAGUGGUCCACGCUCUGCAUGCUGGUAGAACUACACACUCAAGGGCAGGAUCGCUUUGUCUAUACGUGCAAUGAGUGCAAACAUCAUGUGGAAACAAGGUGGCACUGCACUGUUUGUGAGGACUACGACCUCUGCAUUAACUGCUACAACACUAAGAGCCAUGACCACAAGAUGGUUAAGUGGGGCCUGGGUCUGGAUGAUGAGAGCAACAGCCAAGGAGAGCAGCAGUCAAAGAGCCCCCAAGAGUCACGACGACUGAGCAUCCAGCGCUGCAUUCAGUCCCUUGUCCAUGCCUGUCAGUGCCGCAAUGCAAACUGCUCAUUGCCAUCCUGCCAGAAGAUGAAACGGGUUGUCCAGCACACCAAGGGCUGCAAGCGCAAGACCAACGGUGGCUGUCCAGUGUGCAAACAGCUCAUAGCUCUCUGCUGCUACCAUGCCAAACACUGCCAAGAGAACAAAUGCCCUGUGCCAUUCUGUCUCAAUAUCAAACACAAGCUUCGACAGCAGCAGAUCCAGCAUCGCCUGCAGCAGGCUCAGCUCAUGCGCAGAAGGAUGGCUACCAUGAACACCCGAAACGUGCCUCAGCAAAGUUUGCCUUCUCCUACCUCAGCAACGCCUGGUACCCCUACACAGCAGCCAAGUACACCGCAAACGCCGCAGCCUCCUCCCCAGCCCCAGCCGUCCCCUGUAAGUAUGUCACCAGCUGGCUUUCCCAGUGUGUCGAGAACUCAGCCCCCUACUACUGUUUCAACAGGAAAACCCGCAAACCCGGUUUCCGCACCUCCACCUCCGGCUCAGCCUCCGCCAGCUGCGGUGGAAGCGGCUCGGCAGAUUGAGAGAGAAGCUGCCCAGCAGCAGCAGCAGCUCUACAGGGUCAACAACAUUAACAAUGGUUUGCCUCCUGGUCGCCCAGGACUAGUAAACCCGACGGUGGGUUCAGUGAACCAGAUGCAGCAAGUCAGCAUGAAUGUACCCCGGCCCAACCCUGUCAGCGGUCCAGUGAUGCCCAACAUGCAGCCUGGACAGUGGCAGUCACCUCCAAUGCCGCAGCAGCAGCCAAUGCAGCCAGGAAUGGCGAGGCCGGUUAUGCCAAUGGCGACGCCGCAAGCAGUGGCUGGGCCACGGAUGCCGGGUGUGCAGCAGCCACCACGGAGCAUCCCCCCGAAUGCACUUCAGGACUUACUGAGGACCUUGAAAUCACCAAGUUCUCCGCAACAGCAACAGCAGGUUCUUAACAUCCUUAAAUCCAACCCUCAACAACCCCAGCCUGGGAUGCAGCAGCCGCAGACCGGCAUGCAACAGCCAGGCAUGCACGCUCAAGCAGGAUUGCAGAACAUGAACGCGAUGCAAGCGGGAGUGCAGAGACCGAGCGUUCCUCCCCAGCAGCAAGGGAUAGGAGCUAUGAAUCCCCAGGGACAAGCGAUAAACAUCAUGAACCCUGGCCACAACCCCAGCAUGGCGAACAUGAGCCCGCAGUACCGAGAAAUACUGAGGCGGCAACUACUGCAGCAGCAGCAGCAACAGCAGCAGCAGCAAGGAGGGGCUGGCAUGGCAGGAGGGAUGGCAGGGCACAACCAGUUCCAGCAGCCUCAAGGACCGGGAGGUUACCCUCAAGCCAUGCAGCAGCAGCGGAUGCAGCAGCAUAUAUCGAUCCAGGGGGGGUCCAUGGGACAGAUGGCUCAGAUGGGACAGCUGAACCAGAUGGGCCAGCCCGGCAUGGGGGCGGACGGCACCCCCAACAUCCAGCAAGCCCUGCAGCAGCGGAUCCUGCAGCAGCAGCAGAUGAAACAGCAGAUAGGGUCCCCUGGGCAGCCCAACCCUAUGAGCCCACAGCAGCACAUGCUCUCAGGACAACCGCAGGCGUCUCAUCUCCCUGGCCAGCAGAUCGCCACCUCCCUCAGCAACCAGGUGCGGUCCCCAGCACCCGUUCAGUCUCCCCGUCCCCAGUCCCAGCCGCCACAUUCCAGCCCAUCACCCAGGAUACAGCCCCAACCGUCACCUCACCACGUCUCUCCCCAGACUGGUUCCCCCCAUCCGGGACUCGCGGUCACUAUGGCCAGCUCCAUGGAUCAGGGACACUUGGGCAACCCAGAACAGAGUGCAAUGCUUCCACAACUAAACACCCCGAACAGGAGUGCGUUGUCUAACGAAUUGUCUCUGGUCGGUGACACCACUGGGGACACAUUAGAAAAAUUUGUGGAGGGUUUGUAGCAUUAUGGGAGCAUCACUUCUUUCUUCUUCUUUUUUUUUUUCCUCUUUCCUUUCGUGUUCUUGGACAUUUUGUACUGAAAAUUCAGACAUCUGGGUUGUUUUGAAUCCUGGAUGGAACUGCUGCUUCCUACACAUGGAAGAAUGAAUUGCUGUUAAAAAAAAAAAGAAAAACAAUACAAAGAAUAUAUUUUUUGUUAAAGCCAGGCGGUUAAAAUAUCUGGUCUCUUUUGUGGGUUUUUUUGGUUUUUAUUUUUUUUGUUGCUGUUGACUCAUACCUUUUUUUUAACGGGGAAAACAAGUUCAUUAUAUUCAUAUUUUUUAUUUGUAUUUUCAAGACUUUAAACAUUUGCGUUUAAAAGAAGAAAAAAAUAAUAUUCAGAAACUGUUUCCUGAAAUAAUGCAACAUUAUAAUGUAUCCCGGUAACUUUGACACGUUGCGGGAAGAUUUUUUUUUCUAUAGUGAACUCUGCAGGCGUUUGAAGUA
Messenger RNA from Mesitornis unicolor (brown roatelo), 6817 nucleotides. It is a transcript of the gene CREBBP, whose product is annotated as CREB binding protein. Gene Ontology annotation, biological process: positive regulation of transcription by RNA polymerase II. Lineage: Eukaryota; Metazoa; Chordata; Aves; Mesitornithiformes; Mesitornithidae. Gene Ontology annotation, molecular function: zinc ion binding; protein binding; transcription coactivator activity. The transcript is spliced from 29 exons. The annotation marks the transcript as partial. The record is from RefSeq and is a predicted model, not a curated record. Gene Ontology annotation, cellular component: transcription regulator complex; nucleus; histone acetyltransferase complex.